GUGGGCGGCACUGCAGCCUGCAGGACCAGAAGCCUUGCUGUGGGAUCGGCUCUCCUCUCCCCCGUCCCCCUCUGGGAGGAGGAAGGUGCCGAGGCUCUUCGCUGGGAGCUGAGAAGGGAGAGAGGGGCGCCUAUGAACCUCGAUGGGUGGACGGGGGCUGGCUGACCCUGGCGUUUCCAGAGCAAGAGGGAGCAGAGCCCGCAGAGCCACGGCUGGGGCCCUGCGGAUGCCCUGGGCGCUCCCGUCUCAUCCACUCCGCACAGCCCACCCGGGGUUGAGCUAGGAUCCCCUGAAGGAUGGGGAGACUGAGGCCCAGGGUGAUUAAAGCCUCAAUUUUAACAUUAGUAAUGGACACGCGACAGGUGCCAGGCUCCAGGCCCUGUGCCUCGCAGUUUUGUGGGACUCACCGUGUCCCUGAGAAGCAGGUGUCUUGAUUCCCGAGCUGGCUGGGGCUUGGACACGCUGUGUGGCUUCCUAGUGACAGGGCAGCUGUCCGCUGAGCGCUCAGGAGGUGCUGGGCUGGGGCUUGACGUGCGUCCUCCCAGGUUUAACCUCCGCUCGGCCUCACGUCUUCGGGAUGACGGCCGUCUGCAUUUACGUACCGGGGCACUGAGGCUGGCAGAGCAAGUGGCUCGCUGACUGUAUUCACGGCAGAGACCAGAAGGAGCAUCCCUGUUCUGUCCCUCGCCUGGCCAAGCAGUCACGUCCCGAGCGCCGGGUUCCUGCGUGUCCCUGGGGCCGGGCUCUCGGAGAGGCAGGUGUUCAUCCAGCGGCGUGAGGCCCGGCCGCUGGUGUGGACGCCUCCCAGAGCGCCCUCCCCCGCCAGCGCCUGUGCCGCCACCAUGGAGAGCGGGAGCGGGCCGGGCAGCCCCCGCACCGUGUCCCUGGUUCCCGGUGAUGCCGUCCCCAGCCCUGAGGACAAGAUGGCCUCGGUCCUCCCGGCGCUCCUCGUGUGCGUGGUGGGCGUCGUGGGCAACGCCACGGUGGUCCUGGUGGUGCUGAACACACGGGACAUGCACACGCCCACCAGCCGCUACCUGGUCAGCCUGGCCCUGGCGGACCUUACUGUGCUGGUGGCAGCCGGGCUGCCCAACGUCUCCAAAAGCUUGGCUGGGCAGUGGGUCUGUGGCCACGCCGGCUGCCUGGGCAUCACCUACUUGCAGUACCUGGGCAUCCGUGCCUCCUCUUGCUCCAUCCUGGCGUUCACCGUGGAGAGGGAGGUAUACCCCGACCCCUGCUGCAGGCCAGGACUUCCUGGCCACGAUCCUUGGUAAACUGAGUCUGCUCCCCAUUUA
Balaenoptera musculus (blue whale) is the source of this 1295-nucleotide messenger RNA. Its product is annotated as thyrotropin-releasing hormone receptor-like. The record is from RefSeq and is a predicted model, not a curated record. NCBI's taxonomy places the organism in Eukaryota, Metazoa, Chordata, Mammalia, Artiodactyla, Balaenopteridae. The transcript is spliced from 2 exons. Gene Ontology annotation, biological process: phospholipase C-activating G protein-coupled receptor signaling pathway. Gene Ontology annotation, molecular function: thyrotropin-releasing hormone receptor activity. Gene Ontology annotation, cellular component: membrane. Bases 843 to 1274 code for a protein of 143 amino acids.